Molecule: messenger RNA, 270 nt
Organism: Mya arenaria
Lineage: Eukaryota; Metazoa; Mollusca; Bivalvia; Myida; Myidae
Product: serine protease inhibitor Cvsi-2-like
Exons: 3
Coding region: 1-270 (89 amino acids)
Source: RefSeq, a predicted model, not a curated record
AUGAAGAUUGCUCUUAGUUGCGUUGUGGCGAUUGCCUGUCUUGCUUUGGCCUAUGGAGAGGAGUGCAGGGACACCGGAGACUGUGGUCACGUGAGCUGCCCGGAGAACGACUACGUGCUCGAGUGCCACAACCGCCAGUGCACGUGCACACAUACCUCGGCCACGUGUUCCCUCCCAUCCGACUGCAGCGGAAACCGAUGCGACCGUGACUGGCACUGCGUGGACGGCGCGUGCCGCUGUGGUUUCGGAUUUGGCGGGCAAGGCCGAUAG